This is a messenger RNA of Fusarium proliferatum ET1, 420 nucleotides long. RefSeq lists its product as uncharacterized. Gene Ontology annotation, molecular function: aldehyde dehydrogenase (NAD+) activity. The transcript has 3 exons. The record is from RefSeq and is a predicted model, not a curated record. NCBI's taxonomy places the organism in Eukaryota, Fungi, Ascomycota, Sordariomycetes, Hypocreales, Nectriaceae. The coding region runs from base 1 to 420 and encodes 139 amino acids.
AUGCAGGCUUUCCCCAACUGGACCCAGACACCCGUACUUGAGCGAAGCAGAGUGCUGCUCCGACUUGCACCGAUUCUGCGCCAAAGCAGCGAUGAAAUGGCAAUAAUGGAAACACGCGAUACUGGAAGGGCGCUCUCCGAAACCAGCACCGUCGAUAUUGCAGGUGGUGCGGAUCGCUCUUUGAACGCUGCUCUGGCUGCUGGAAACACUAUGGUUUACAAACCAUCCGAGUACACACCGGCCCACGGUACUGUUCUUGCAGCCAUCCUGACUGAAGUUGGAUGCCACCCAGUCAGCUCUCCCGGUCAGGUCUCCACUGGCAAGAAGGUCGCAAGUUCAGCUGUUCAGGGUAUGAAAUAUGUGACGAUGGAGCUGGGUGGCAAGAGUUCUCUCAUUGUCCCGCCAGAUGGCGACAUUUAA